AUGCUCCUGAACGAUUCGGUACGAGUCCAGUACGCUCGCGAGGCCUACCAGAACAGCAGCGUGUCUACGUCCUCCACUAUGCAUCAGUGGCUAACAAACUCGUCGCAUCGUCGGUUUCCAUGGUCUUGGCGGGGUGGCUUUCUGAGCAGCGAACCUCGGCUGUCUUAUCCAUACCGGCGGCUCGAAAUACCGCCGGCUACGUUCAGCCUGAACGUCUACAACGACACGACGACCGGCGCCCUGCAGAUCGCCAGGAUUGGGCCUCGGAUUUACAGCCGUCUCUUUGAUGUGCUGCAUUCGUGGACGCUCGCGUACGACCAGGGACGCAGGCACCAGCGCAAGUUUGUGCGAAGUUUCGCCAGUGCGCGCAGCUGCCUCGCACAGGAUUACGACCGCAUGUCGUGGCUACGCAAGACCCCGAGCCCUGGCAAUGGGAGCUGGCCUCUGCAAGAUCUGUGGGAUGGGCUGGCCGUACCACUAGCGUACGAAGCGUUCCUCCUUUAUUUGCGUAAGACAAACACAGCGCUGCGCAUGGGCGCCAGCAAGAGGGACUUUCUGGAUGCGCCACGCCUCUUCUUUGUGUACUACGCUUCCAGUCUCUGUGAAAACGUAACGCCCAGGCUGGUGCGCUGGAACGCCGCCAACGGGCUCAAGAGCCCGGCCUGGUUCCGCGUCAACGGGCCACUGCGCAACACGCCGCAGUUUGCCGAAGCUUUCCGCUGCAGGGCAAAGACUUUCAUGAACCCUGCGCGAAAGUGUCUCCCAUCUGGCCUGAACUAG
Molecule: messenger RNA, 780 nt
Organism: Dermacentor andersoni
Lineage: Eukaryota; Metazoa; Arthropoda; Arachnida; Ixodida; Ixodidae
Source: RefSeq, a predicted model, not a curated record